Molecule: messenger RNA, 2968 nt
Organism: Ananas comosus (pineapple)
Lineage: Eukaryota; Viridiplantae; Streptophyta; Magnoliopsida; Poales; Bromeliaceae
Exons: 7
Coding region: 571-2688 (705 amino acids)
Source: RefSeq, a predicted model, not a curated record
GAGAGAGAGAAGAGAGAGAAUACAUAUAUAUUGGUUUUGGAGAAAGGGGAAGGGGAAGAGAAAAAGAGGAGGAGCUCGCUUUGUGGUUUGAGGUCGAAUGGGUUCCCCUUUUCUCUGAUUUUUGUUUGGAUUGUAAUUUGUUUCUUGGUAAGAUGAGUCACCAAUCCCUCUUCCCAUGCUCGGACGGUGUCGAACGAAAAUUUCAUCUAAUCCCUUUCGAUUCCGCACCUCAUCUCCAAAUGUUGCAGUCAAUCUCGCUGGGUUUAGACGAUCGGUGAAGUGAAAUACUUGUUCAUAGUAGUGGUGAUUUGCUGGUUUGUUUCUGUUGAGCUACGUAGGCUAAAUUCGGUUGCAUUUUGAGCUAUUAAUUCUCAUAACUUAGCUUCGAUUCAUUGGACAUUGUGGAUUGCAAUUGUUUGACAAAAAGUGCCAGGCUAAAUCCAUUUUACCGCUUCAAGAAAAAAUUUACUUGAGAUUGGAAAGAAGAAUGAUAGCAAAGAUCGAUUGGAGUUAGAAGAAGGAAAAGGGGGUUCUGUUGAUCGUAAACUUUGAUUGCAUUAGUUCUGUCCAAUGGGCUUGCCUCAAUUAUCUCCUAAUUUAGCCGAUGAAGUGACCACUGCACUAAGCACUUUUGUGUCGACUCCUCCCCGCUUUGGUGGUAUCGGCACCUGUGAUUUGGAUGGCCUUCAUGGAGGAAGCUCAAGUAAUAGGAUUUCGGGAGAAUUUCCAUCUGAUUUUCAGAGGAAAACGACGUUGGAAGUACCAAAAGCAACGGAUGGGUCUAUGAAUUACAAGAAUGCCAUCGAUGGAGCUACGAGCCUUCAAGGGCUCAGGAUUGAUUCGAAGGAUACAAAUGGUAGAUUCCUUCCUAGAAUGGGCCAAACUGUUCAAAGGCCUUUAAUGAGAGUUGUCGGUUUUGAAUCAAGCGAAAUCAAUUCAUCUAUAGCCAAUGCCAAGAAUGAUCCGUUGGCUGAUCUAAAUGGCCCUCAAGUGAGGAAACGAUUACAUUCUCCUUUGAAUAGCACUCUUCGUAAGCAAUUCCAUGGUGAUUUUUUAGAUAUUGCUUGUGGCAAUUCUCGAAUUGGUUCUUCUUCUGAUUUGGGUCGAAAAGAUGGUUUUAACUCCCAAGAGACUAAGAAAGCCAAUAUGGGAGGUCCUAAUUCCUUCGAUUCUCCAGUUUGGUCUGUUUCUGGGAGCUCAAAUUGGGGUAGUAUGCCGUGCAAUUUGUUUACUGAUGGUCCUUUGCUUGAGAACAAAGAGCCCUUUUAUCAUAGCGAUGUAGGAACAACUAAAAUAAGUACUCUUGGUAAAGAAAUAGCUGUAUCUCCGAAACAGCUUCACUCGCCACCACCAUCCUUGUCUCCCCUUGGUCCUAAAUGGCAUGAAAGAUUCAAAAUAUCUGGAAUUCAAAGGGAUAUUAUGAAACAUAUUAGAGACGAUGCUUCGGUUUGGAAGGACAGACAGGGAUUAAACAGUGAAAGUGAAAUUGGGAUCUUAUUUCCUUCGGAGGAAGAUGAUUUUAGUACUACAAAGGAUUUAUUAGGCGAGGAUAAUAUGUUGCAUGAUGAAUUAGAUUCAUUUAACCUGCAGAGAACUUGUAAUAGUAGUCAAAAUUGUGGUAUUGGGUCUGCGCCCACUCCUCGCUGCAUGAACUAUGUAAGAAGUUUGAGUCUUCUCCCUGUUAGGAGGUCACUCGUUGGUUCGUUUGAAGAGUCUCUUUUAUCUGGUAGGCUCUCAUCUGGGAAAGAUAGCCAGAGAAUUGAUGGCUUUCUAGCUGUGCUAAAUGUUACUGGUGGUAGCUUUUCACCUUCAACUCAGAAGCUUCCUUUUGCGGUAACCAGCAUUGAUGAUGAUAGCCCCUUGCUGUACUAUGCAUCGAUCGAUCUUGCGGGGAGAUUGCCUCCAAAUAAUAAGAGUAAAAGCCCAAAAUUCAGAAGAAGCCUCAGCCACAAUGAUGAUUCACGAGCUGCGAGGAGUCGACUACGGGUCCCUGUAAAAGGGCGCAUUCAACUGGUUCUUAGCAACCCAGAGAUGACUCCUGUUCAUACUUUCUUUUGCAACUACGAUUUGAGCGACAUGCCUGCAGGAACUAAGACUUUCAUGCGGCAAAAGGUCGCUCUAGCUUCUUCUGCAUCUCCACCUAAUCCAAUGAAAGACGCAAGCGAAGAUCGCGGCACAAAUAUUCUGCCUAAAGCUCAAAGUGAACAUAGAGAACGCAACUGUGAUUCUGCUGAAUGUUGUGCACAUAAGACGUCGCACAAUGGGCAUGGAAUUUCAGAACAAUGUAGUACUACCAUGAAUAUAAAAGAUAGUACUAACAGUAAUAGUAUCCACAGUGAAAGUGAAAGAACUGAUAAUGAUAAUAAUACUACUAGGAGGUGUAGUCAUAGCUCAUCAAAGGCCAAUGAUACUUCGGCUGAAAGGGGCGGUGUUCUUCGCUAUGCUCUUCACCUGCGAUUCUUGAGUCCUUUUUCUAAGAAAGCUUCGAGAUCGGUGCAGAGAUGCAAAUCCGACCUCUCGUCGGUGCCCCGCGGUGGCGGAACGGAAGCAGCGGAGGAGAGGCGCUUCUAUUUGUAUAAUGAUCUGAGAGUUGUGUUUCCUCAGCGCCAUUCGGAUGCAGAUGAGGGCAAGUUGCGCGUAGAGCACCACUUCCCCGCCGAUCCGAAGUACUUCGACAUAAGCAACUGAUCAUUGCGCUCGCCUCGUCGCAGCGAGAUGUCGCUGAAUUGUACAUAUUUCUAAUAACAUCAAAAGUUGGUUUCUUCGUUUAUGAUCUCGACCAACUUGUAUACAACUCACUUUUCUUUUUCGAAAUGAAAUAUCCUCACUUCAUUGUCCUCUACGCAUGGGUUGAGAAUUCUCUCUUUUUUGUCGUUGUUCACCAAUUGGAGUAUCGUGGAAAAACUAAGGACAAAAAAAUCUCGCAAUGUGAUUAAAGGGAAUGGAAAUGCCUCAUCAGAUGUUUAAA